Molecule: messenger RNA, 2348 nt
Organism: Nerophis ophidion (straightnose pipefish)
Lineage: Eukaryota; Metazoa; Chordata; Actinopteri; Syngnathiformes; Syngnathidae
Gene: dusp6
Product: dual specificity phosphatase 6
Exons: 3
Coding region: 321-1457 (378 amino acids)
Biological process (GO): protein dephosphorylation; negative regulation of ERK1 and ERK2 cascade; regulation of heart growth
Cellular component (GO): cytosol; cytoplasm
Molecular function (GO): protein tyrosine/threonine phosphatase activity; MAP kinase tyrosine/serine/threonine phosphatase activity; thiosulfate-cyanide sulfurtransferase activity
Source: RefSeq, a predicted model, not a curated record
UUCCGGCCCUACCGUUGCCUGGGCGACCGCCGCGGGGCUCGUCCUCUGAUUGGCCGUCCGGCGGAAUGCCCAGGCCCAGGCCACGCCCCCCUGCGGUACGCCAUUCAGGUUGUUGUGUGCGCGCUCCAGUAAGGCGCGGGCACGGCGGCGGUGAAGACGUCUUGGCUCCACAACAAGCUCCAUUUUCUCAUUUAGCGCCUUUUCUCCUCUUUACCGCCUUCCUCUUCCUUCUCGCCUCUAUCGUCGUCGUCGUCGGGAGGCGGGUCACGUGAGUCCACCACCGCCCCGCACGCACGGAACCGAGAGCUGCGGCCGUCUCCAUGCUGGACAAGCUGAAGCCCGUAGCCCCGUCGGAGGCGGCCAUGGCGCUGGGCAAGACGGCUAGCUGGCUGCGGGAGCAGCUGGACGCGCGCCGGGACUCCCUGCUGCUGGUGGACUGCCGGCGCCAGGACGUGUUCGAGUCCUCGCACGUCCCGGGCGCCGUCAACGUGGCCAUCCCGGGGCUGCUGCUGCGCCGCCUGAAGAAGGGUAACCUGCCCGUCACGGCGCUGCUCUCCGACGGCGCCGACCGGGAGCGCUUCGUGCGCCGCUGCAGGAGCGCCACCGUCGUCCUGUACGACGAGCACAGCCGGGACUGGAACGAGAACCUGGACGGAGGCUCCGUGCUGGGGCUGCUGCUCCGCCGGAUGAAGGACGACGGCGUCAAGGCCUUCUACCUGGAGGGCGGCUUCAGUAAAUUCCAGUCGGACUUCCCCAACCUGUGCGAGACCAACCUGGAUCCUUCCAAGUGCAGCCCCCCCCCCACAGCUCAGGUGUUGGGCCUGGGCGGCCUCCGGAUCAGCUCGGACUCGUCGGACAUCGAGUCCGACGCGGACCCGAGCAGCGCCACCGACUCGGACGGCAGCCCGCUGUCCAACCCGCAGCCGUCCUUCCCUGUGGAGAUCCUGCCCCAUCUCUACCUGGGCUGCGCCAAGGUCUCCACCAACCUGGACGUGCUGGAGGAGUACGGCAUCAAGUACAUCCUCAACGUCACGCCCAACCUGCCCAACCUCUUCGAGAACGCCGGCCGGUUCAAGUACAAGCAGAUCCCCAUCUCUGACCACUGGAGCCAGAACCUGUCCCAGUUCUUCCCCGAGGCCAUCAGCUUCAUCGAUGAAGCGCGGGGGCAGAAGUGCGGCGUGCUGGUGCACUGCCUGGCGGGCAUCAGCCGCUCGGUGACGGUGACGGUGGCGUACUUGAUGCAGAAGCUGCAGCUGUCCAUGAACGAGGCCUACGACAUCGUCAAGACCAAGAAGUCCAACAUCUCGCCCAACUUCAACUUCAUGGGUCAGCUGCUGGACUUUGAGCGCACGCUGGGCCUCAAGAGUCCCUGCGACAACCGCCUGGCCCCGCCCCUCUACUUCACCACGCCCACCAACCACAACGUCUUCCAGCUGGACCCCCUGGAGUCCACGUGAGGACCGCCCAGGUUCCUGCAGCGCUGCCAGGGGCUUCUCCUGUUUUCUGCCCGGGCCACUUGGAGACACCCGGGGGCUGAUGGACGGACCACCACGUCUUCUCAAAGGAGGACUGUGUCUGUGUGAAAGGAGAACAAAGUGCACUGUACUUUUAUGAAACGAGAACAAGGUGGACUGCAUCUGUGUGAAAGGAAAACAAGGUGCACUGUAUCUGUGUGAAAGGCGAACAAGGUGGACUGUAUUUGUGUGAAAGGAGAUCAAGGUGGACUGUAUUUGUGUGAAAGGAGAACGAUGUGGACUGUAUUUGUGUGAAAGGAGAACGAUGUGGACUGUAUUUGUGUGAAAGGAGAACAAGGUGGACUUUAUUUGUGUGAAAGGAGAACAUGGUGGACUGUAUCUGUGUGAAAGGAGAACAAAAUGGACAGCUGGUGUGCCAUAGGUUGUUCCAACUGGACUUUAGCUUCUGGACUAGAAGGUCUCAGGACACGUGGACUGGUCUUCUGUGAAGACUUGCACGUGUUGGACAAAGUGGUUGAGGGUCCUUUCACACAACAAGACGUGCACACAGUUGAGCCAUGCUGGACGUUUCCAUGACGAUGCCAACAGGAUGGUAGUGAUGUCGUCUUUCUUCACAAACGGUCCCAUGGCCAGUCGGCCUUAUUUACCGCCUCCAGGGGGCGUCGACCACGCGUCAUGUGACCUCCCCGCCUCGGACUGCUGGUGGCGAUGGUUUAAAUCCUGGAGGCAAACAGGUGGGACGCUUCUUCAGGGAAAAUGUGUGUGAGAGACUACAAGAACGUGGACACUACCAUGGCCACGCCCCCUCCCUAAGCUCCGCCUAUGAAUGUAAAGAACAUAACUUAUUAUUAAUAAAUGCAUAUUUUGUCUACA